Messenger RNA from Chrysoperla carnea, 2568 nucleotides. RefSeq names its product disks large-associated protein 5-like. NCBI's taxonomy places the organism in Eukaryota, Metazoa, Arthropoda, Insecta, Neuroptera, Chrysopidae. Gene Ontology annotation, molecular function: microtubule binding. Bases 126 to 2261 code for a protein of 711 amino acids. The record is from RefSeq and is a predicted model, not a curated record. The transcript has 7 exons. Gene Ontology annotation, biological process: regulation of mitotic cell cycle; chromosome segregation; kinetochore assembly. Gene Ontology annotation, cellular component: cytoplasm; spindle pole centrosome; nucleus.
AAACCGUUGUAUUAUCGAAAAGAAUUAUAAUUAAUAAAUAAAACCAUAAUAAAACUUAAAAAACAUAAAAACAAAAUCUAAAAUAAUACAAAUUAAUAUAUUAAGUUUUACCUUCCGAUUAAAACAUGCAUUCGUUAAAAAGUAAACUUCGACAGCAAUUAUCUCAAGAUCAGAAAAUUAGAAGAACAACUCGUUUUGAUUCAACUCGACAGAUAGAUUUAAUAAAUUUUGAUAAUAGUAUCGAAGUGAAAAAAAAUGAAAGCCCCGUGCGUGUUCAACAUGAAAAAGUUAGUAGACUCGAAAAACUCUACAAAUAUCGAUUAGAAAAAAAGAACAGAGAAAAAGAAAAAGUAUCACAACGUCCAAUAUUUAAAGUGACGCGUGCUCCAUCAUUUGCUAAAGUUAUCCCAUUACCAAAAACCAAGGUGCCGACUUAUAAUAAUGUUAAAAGUAAAACAGAUUCAAAUUUACAACUUAGAAAGAAACCUGAUAAUCAUCAGAAAACCCAGUUUCAGUUUAAAGUUGCAGAUAAUCACCAGUUUAAAGCUCCUGAAAUAACAUUAAGGAACACAACACUACCAUCAACGUCUAUCGUGACUAGAUCAAUGGCUAAGAAAGACAAAAGUAUUCAGGAAAAAGUUACUAAUUUGGAAUGUCUACAACAAGAAAUUAAAAUGAAAAAUAACAAAUUUUUUAAUUCAUUACCAAAAUCACAAGUAUUUGCAACAACAGUUCCUGAUUUUCUUGUACCGAAAGAUAUACCAACAAUUCAAUCUAAAUCACGUAAAGUACGCGAAAAAGAAGCCGCAAGAACUAAGGCUAAAGCUGGAACGUCUGCUAGUUGGAAAACAAAAAGUGAUUCGAGUAAAGGAGAAUAUUUUUCCGCUACAUCAUUGGAAAACACGACCUUUUUCUCUCCUCUUACAGCACCACAGCCAUUGCUUUCUAGUACCUUUAUACAGCCUGGAAAAACUGGAAUUGUUUUAGAGACAACAACAAUUGUUUCUGCGCCGGAAGAUAUAUCUACGAAUACAUCUAAAUCACGCGUACUCGAAAAAAGUGAUACAAACAGGGACGCUGAAACUGGACCGUCUAAAUCACCACAAACAUUACUUUCUAGUACCUUUUUAGAACCUAAAAAAUGUGGAAAUGAUGAUGCAGAGACUACAACGAUUCCAAUUUUUUCGGCACCGAAAGAUGUGUCUAUAAUACCUAAGGUACACGAAAAACACAUCGCACAAAAACGUAUUUCACAUAAAAGUCCUGAAAAAGAUACCACACUAAAAUCAGAAUCACCAAAGAUACCUGAAAAAGAUGGCCCAUACUUUGAAAGAUUAUUGGAUUCAGAAAUAGAUCGCUUGGAAAAACGUUGUAAAUGUUGGGAAAGCAUUAUUGUCGAAGAAUCACAAAAUAUAACAAAAGAAAUUUUGGAUGAAGUUGAUUCAUCAAUUGGUCAAACUAGAUUGUUGAUUAGAAAAAAAUUUGAACAAUUCCGAACUUUAACUCGUGGAUGGACACGUGAUAAAAAAAUUACAUCAGAUGAUUUACAAGGGUUUUGGGAUAUGAUAUACAUGCAAGUAAUAAACCUUGAUAAAAGAUUUGGCGAAUUAGAAAUUGCGAAAACAAAUAACUGGGAACAAAAAGAAAAUGCAGUUAAUGUACCAGUUAUAACUAUCAAACCGGUUAAAAAAAUUAAUAAGGUUAAAGCUGGACCGUCUGCUGGUUUGAAAGCAGCUAUUGCUGCUGCUCGUAAAAAGAAAUUGGAAAAUCAAGAAACAGAUAACAAUGGUGGCGUUACAGAAAAUGAAAAUAUUGAAAAUAUAGAAAAUAUGAGUACGAUUAAUUUGGAUACUAAACGCGUGCGUACAAGAAGACAAGCUUAUGCAAAUACAAAGACAGAAAAAGUCGAGGAAACUCAAAAUUCAUCCUGCAAUUCAGAUAGCUCUUCUGUUAAUAAGUCUUCGUCUUUUGGAAGAAACAAAAUCAGGAGAGGGACAGUUUACAAUUUAUUAUAUGGUAAAUCCGAUAAAUCCGAAAAUUCGGUUGAAGCGCCUACUAAUAUAACACAAGAUUUUUCAUCACAUAAAUUUAUGUCCAAUUUGGAGUUGAAAACGACACCCAAAAGAAAAAGCAUUCGGAGAUCUGUCCAAUCACCUGGUUUAUUUAUGAUGCGUGCUUCAUUUGGAGCAAAAAUUGCUGAAUUAAAUUCGUCGAUUGAAAAGUGCUCCAUAAAUUCUGAAAAUGGAAGUGGGAAUGAAUGAAUGAAUGGAAAUGAUAAAACUAAAAAUUGAGAAAAUAUUAAAAUGACAACAAAACAAAAGACACUUAAGAUCCAUUAAGAUUAAGGUGUGCGAUUUAGAUGAAUCUCUUUAUAAGAAUAGUUAAGGUGUUACAACCACUACUCUAAAAUUGGUAUACAAGAGAUCAAAAUGCAUGUAAAAACUUUGGCAGAUCCAUCAAAGAAUUGUUAGUCAUUAAUAAUUUUACUGUGAUCACGUGCUGGUGACACGUAUUUUAAUAUUUAACAUUAGUUUUAAAGUUUAUACAAAUAUUUUUUAAAUGUAAAUC